CUAGAACUGAGUCAUGCGGUACCGAGUCGCCAGCGCUUUCGAGUACCUAGUCAUUACAGGCUAUGGUAUCGACAACAUCAAGCUCGCCAAGAAAUCAUGGAUUCUCCUUGGCCAAUCUUGCAGAGUCUUCGAUAUCUCCCCUGUCAACUAUACUUUCGAAGUCCAGGCCAUGAGCGCCGAGAAGCUUCCUUUCCUUCUUCCUACACUAUUCACCAUCGGCCCAAGAGUUGACGACAGUGAAAGCCUCCUCAAGUACUCGAAGCUCCUCUCUCCCCAUGACAGAAUGUCCAGCGACGUCAAAGAACUCGUCCAAGGUAUCAUCGAAGGUGAGACUCGCGUUCUUGCUGCUUCGAUGACCAUGGAAGAGGUCUUCAGAGGAACCAAAGAUUUCAAGAUGGAAGUGUUUGAGAAGGUCCAGCUUGAGUUGAAUCAGUUUGGACUUUUGAUCUAUAAUGCCAAUAUCAAACAGUUGGUGGACGUAAGGGGUCAUGAGUAUUUUUCUUAUCUUGGUCGGAAAACCCAGAUGGAGGCUGCUAAUCAGGCUAAGAUUGAUGUUGCUGAAGCAAAGAUGAAGGGUGAGAUAGGGGCGAAGCUUAGAGAUGGGCAGACGUUGCAGAAUGCGGCUAAGAUCAAUGCCAAGAUGAAGGUUUAUUCGAUUCAAAGGGAAGGUGAAGGGAAGAAACAAGAGAUUAAAGUGAAGACGGAUUUACAGGUUUUUGAGAAUCAAAGACAGGCUGAGAUUGCAGAGGCUAAUGCGGAACUGGCGACGAAGAAGGCUAGGUGGGCUCAGCAGGCUCAGAUGGCCGAGGUGGAAUCAGCUAAGGCGGUGGUGAUUCGGGAGGCCGAGUUGCAGGGAGAGGAGGAGAGGAGGAAUGCUUUGACUCGGAAGGAGAAACUCAAGGCAGAGCACCUCAGCAAGGCCAGUGUGGAAUAUGAGAUUAAGGUUGGUGGGGAGAUGAUAGAAGGAGCAGGGAGUGGUAGUGCAACAAUGAAGGAGGUUGCUGGGGUGUACCGAAUGUUGGCCCCUUUGUUUAAGACUGUGCAGCAGCAGACUGGGAUGUCACCGCCGGCAUGGAUGGGUUUUACCAAAUUUUUAUCUCUCUUCCUCUUCCAAGCUCUAGUUUUCUUUCAAGAAUUUGUCUUCUUCCUCAAGACAACCGAUUCUAAGAACCAAGUCAUGUGGUACCGAGUCGCCAGUGCUUCCGAGUACCUAGCCAUAACAAGUUAAGGUAUCGACGAUAUCAAGCUCACCAAGAAAUCAUGGAUUCUCUCUGGCCAAUCUUGUAGGGUUUUCGAUGUCUCCCCUGUCAACUACACUUUCGAAGUCCAGACCAUGAGUGCCGAGAAGCUCCCUUUCCUUCUUCCUGCAGUAUUCACCAUCGGCCCAAGAGUCGACGACCAUGAAAGCCUCCUCAAGUACGCCAAGCUCCUCUCUCCCCAUGACAGAAUGUCCAGUGACGUCAAAGAACUCGUCCAAGGUGUCAUCGAAGGUGAGACUCACGUUCUUGCUGCUUCGAUGACCAUGGAAGAGGUCUUUAGAGGAACCAAAGAUUUCAAGAUGGAGGUGUUUGAGAAGGUCCAGCUUGAGUUGAAUCAGUUUGGACUUUUGAUCUAUAAUGCCAAUAUCAAACAGUUGGUGGACGUGAGGGGUCAUGAGUAUUUUUCUUAUCUUGGUCAGAAAACACAGAUGGAGGCUGUUAAUCAGGCUAAGAUUGAUGUUGUUGAAGCUAAGAUAAAGGGUGAGAUAGGGGCGAAGCUUAGAAAUGGGCAGACGUUGCAGAAUGCGGCGAAGAUUGAUGCUGAGACAAAAAUUUAUUCGAUUCAAAGGGAAGGUGAGGGAAAGAAGCAGGAGAUUAAAGUGAAGACGGAUUUGCAAGUUUUUGAGAAUCAGAGACAGGCUGAGAUUGCAGAGGCUAAUGCGGAACUGGCGACGAAGAAGGCUGGAUGGGCUCAGCAGGCUCAGAUGGCCGAGGUGGAAUCGGCUAAGGCAGUGGCAAUUCGGGAGGCUGAGUUGCAGGGACAGGUAGAGAGGAAAAACGCUUUGACUCAGACGGAGAAACUCAAGGCAGAGCACCUCAGCAAGGCCAAUGUGGAAUAUGAGAUUAAGGUCCAAGAGGCCAAUUGGGAGCUAUAUAAAAAGCAGAAAGCUAUGGAGGCAGUACUGUAUGAGAGGGAGAAAACAGCCGAGGUUCAAAAAUUGGCCGCAGAGGCAGCACUCUUUUCCUGGCAGCAAGAGGCAGAAGUCGAGCUCUAUGCAAAGAAAAAGGAGGCUGAGGGGCUUGUAGCUCUAGCAGAGGCACAAGGAGUAUAUGUUAGCACCUUGCUGAAGGCCUUAGGUGGAAACUACACUGCACUGAGAGAUUACUUGAUAAUAAAAAAUGGGAUGUUCCAAGAGAUUGCAAAGAUCAAUGUUGGGGUUGUGCAAGGGUUGCAACCCAAGAUCAGUAUCUGGACAAACAAUGUUGGUGGGGAGAUGAUAGGAGCAGGGAGUGGUAGUGCAGCAAUGAAGGAGGUUGCUGGGGUGUAUCGUAUGUUGCCCCCUUUGUUUAAGACUAUCGAGGAGCAGACCGGGAUGUCGCCGCCGGCAUGGUUGGGGACACUUGAUAACUCUGAUUAG
This is a messenger RNA of Telopea speciosissima, 2617 nucleotides long. RefSeq names its product flotillin-like protein 3. Gene Ontology annotation, cellular component: plasma membrane; plasma membrane raft. Gene Ontology annotation, biological process: protein localization to plasma membrane. The record is from RefSeq and is a predicted model, not a curated record. The transcript is spliced from 4 exons. Lineage: Eukaryota; Viridiplantae; Streptophyta; Magnoliopsida; Proteales; Proteaceae.